CACUCAACGUGGGUAUGUCUGAUAAGAACGACUAUGGAAAAUAUACCGCACCCGUGGUGGAAGAUGGCGAAAAUGGCAUUCCGGCUGAAUGUAGUACCGGGUCUAAUGAGUUGCAUCGAAAGCUGAGGAGUCGAGAGGUUCAGUUGCUUGCUGUUGGAGGGGCGAUUGGGACUUCUCUGUUCGUUCAAAUGGGCGCCGCUCUUCCUAAAGGCGGACCAGCGGGUUUGUUCAUUGGGUUUCUGGCUUAUGGGACCAUCGUUCUGGCAGUCAAUGAGUGCUUUGCCGAAAUGGUUUGCUAUAGACCGAUCCCAUCCCCUUUUGCCCGGCUGGCAGGACAUUGGGUCGACGAUGCGUUGAGCUUCGCAAUGGGUUGGAACUUUUUCUUGACGAUGGCUUUGAAUAUUCCGUACGAAAUUGUGGCGAUAAAUGUUCUUCUCACGUACUGGACGGACAAGGUUCCGGUUGCAGUGGUUGUGGUCAUCGUCAUGGUGCUUUAUGGAAUCCUCAAUGGCCUUACCGUACGAUACUUUGGUAUCUCCGAGUUUUAUCUUUCCAUCUUCAAGAUCUUCCUCAUGGUGGGAUUGAUUUUGUACACUUUAGUCACGAUGGUGGGAGGUAAUCCGAAACAUGAUGUUUAUGGCUUUCGAUAUUGGAAUGAUCCAGGUGCAUUUGUCUCGUACCUGGCACCAGGGAGCACUGGUCGUUUCCUCGGGGUAUUAAGCUGCAUGAUCCAAGGAUCCUUCACAAUGGUCGGGCCAGAAUACAUCGCCAUGGCAGCCGGGGAGGCUGAAAGACCACAAAAGGUCAUGCGAACGGCAUUCUCCUCCUUUUUCUGGCGACUCAUGCUCUUCUUCUGCCUUGGUGCGCUGUGCGUCGGUAUCGUCAUUCCAUAUGAUGACCAAACCCUCAGUGACACGCUGGAUGGGACGCAGGCAGGCAGCGGAACUGGCGCAGCAUCUCCAUAUGUCAUCUCAAUGAACCAUUUCGGUAUCCCAGUUCUCCCCGACAUCUUCAACGCCCUGAUCAUGACGUCCGUAUUUUCCGCCGGAAACAACGUCGUCUUCUCAGCGACUCGCACUCUAUACGGAAUGUCCCUCGAAGGCAAAGCACCCAAGCUUUUCUCCCGCUGCAGCAGCGCCGGACUUCCAUACAACGCCGUCAUCGCCGCCAUGUCGUUCUGCGUUCUUGGAUUCCUGCAGGUCAGUAACCGUUCUGCAACGGUGCUUAAUUGGCUUGUUAGCUGCAUCACAGCGUCACUUCUGCUGAAUUAUCUCGGCACAUGCAUCACAUAUCUGCAUUUCUAUGCCGCGAUGCGUAGACAAGGUAUUGAUCGUCGAACGUUGCCGUAUCGCAGUUUUUUGCAACCGUACACGGCGUGGUAUGCGGUGUUUGGGACGGGCGUCAUGGUGCUUAUUCUUGGGUAUAAUGUGUUUUUGGACGGGCAGUGGGAUUUGACUAGUUUCUUCUUGGACUAUGUUAUGAUUGCUUUUUUUAUUGUGGCGUUUGUCUUUUGGAAGGUGAUUCGGAGGACACGGUAUAUUCGGCCUGGGAUGGCGAAUGUUCAACGUCGGCUAUAGAUUUUUAGAUAGGGUUCAUUAGAUAGACUGGCUUUAGAAAUAUAAACUUGGAAGAGUAUGUUUGGUAGACUGACCUGGUCACUACCGUGUGUCUGCAAUUUCC
Messenger RNA from Aspergillus wentii DTO 134E9, 1680 nucleotides. RefSeq lists its product as uncharacterized. The transcript is spliced from 8 exons. Gene Ontology annotation, cellular component: membrane. The record is from RefSeq and is a predicted model, not a curated record. Gene Ontology annotation, biological process: amino acid transmembrane transport. Lineage: Eukaryota; Fungi; Ascomycota; Eurotiomycetes; Eurotiales; Aspergillaceae. The coding region runs from base 15 to 1577 and encodes 520 amino acids. Gene Ontology annotation, molecular function: amino acid transmembrane transporter activity.